Triticum aestivum (bread wheat) is the source of this 2431-nucleotide messenger RNA. Its product is annotated as pentatricopeptide repeat-containing protein CRP1, chloroplastic. Bases 87 to 1550 code for a protein of 487 amino acids. The transcript has 6 exons. Gene Ontology annotation, molecular function: protein binding. NCBI's taxonomy places the organism in Eukaryota, Viridiplantae, Streptophyta, Magnoliopsida, Poales, Poaceae. The record is from RefSeq and is a predicted model, not a curated record.
AAGAAAAAACACUCGUCUCCCCGGUCGGCUCCAAGCCUCCAACCCAACCACAGCGGGAGCGAGCACACGCGCGCGCUCCAAUAUCCAUGGAUGCCUGCUGCCUCGUCCGCCGGCAUCUUCACCCUCCGCUGCAGCUUCCGCCCCUCCAGCGUCUGACUCUAGGCCGCCGCGGCUUCACCAUCGCCGUCGCCUGCUGCUCGACCGCGCCGGACCACCACCGGGAGCGGCCGUGGGAGUCCUACGACCGCUCCAUCCAGCCCCACGCGGGCUCCGACCUCGCCCGCUCGCUCCAACUCCUCGCGGACAUGCAGGCCGCCGGGAUGCGCCCCAGCGCCGCCGCCUACGCGCGCCUCAUCCGUGCGCUGGCCCGCGCCGGCCGCGCGCUCGAGGCGGAGGCGCUCCUCCUCGAGAUGCGCCACCUCGGGCUCCGCCCGGACGCCGCGCACUACAACGCGCUCCUCGAGGGCCUCCUCGCUCGGGCGCACCUCCGCCUCGCCGACCGCCUCCUCCUCCAGAUGGCCGACGACGGGGUCGCGCGGGACCGGCGCACCUACACGCUCCUGCUGGACGCCUACGCCCGCGCCGGCCGCCUCGAGGACUCGUGGUGGGUCCUCGGCGAGAUGAAGCGCCGGGGGAUCCGGCUGGGCACCGCCGGGUACAGCACGCUGGUGCGGCUUUACAGGGACAGCGGCAUGUGGAAGAAGGCCACCGACCUCAUCAUGGAGAUGCAGGAGCUCGGGGUGGAGCUCGACGUCAAGAUUUACAACGGCUUGAUCGAUACGUUCGGCAAGUACGGGCAGCUCGCCGACGCGCGCAGGGUGUUUGAGAAAAUGCGUGGGGAGGGGAUCAAGCCGGACAUCGCUACGUGGAACGCUUUGAUUCGAUGGCACUGUCGGGUUGGGAACAUGAAGCGUGCCCUGCGAUUCCUUGCUGCUAUGCAGGAGGAAGGGAUGUACCCGGACCCGAAGAUCUUCAUUACGAUCAUCAGCAGGCUGGGGGAGCAAGGGAAGUGGGAUGAGCUCAAAGAGCUGUUUGAUAAAAUGAGGAAUCGAGGGUUCAAGGAGAGUGGUGCAAUAUAUGCAGUUUUGGUUGACAUUUACGGUCAGUAUGGCCACUCUCGCGAUGCCCAGGAAUGUGUAGCUGCUCUUAAAGCUGAAAACCUGCAGCUUUCUCCUAGUAUCUUCUGCGUCCUGGCGAACGCUUAUGCUCAACAGGGUUUGUGUGAACAAACUGUAAGUGUUCUUCAAUUGAUGGAGGAAGAAGGAAUUGAACCAAAUCUCGUUAUGUUGAAUUUGUUAAUCAAUGCUUUUAGUACGGCUGGAAGGCACUUGGAGGCACUAGCUGUAUUUCAGCAUAUCAAGGACAGUGGUAUGAGCCCAGAUGUUGUCACUUACACUACUCUAAUGAAGGCUUUCAUGAGAGUAAAAAGAUAUGAGAAGGUUUCAGAAGUAUAUAGUGAAAUGGAGCGUGCUGGCUGUACCCCAGAUAGAAAAGCUAGGGAAAUGUUGCAUGAUGCGUCUGUUACACUGGAACAAAUGGGAUAUUAUUGAAAUUGGAACCCCAGCAGCUCUGAAGUGGCUCUUAUGUUAAUGUCUAUAACUACAAGAACCCCUACUUUGCUAGCACAUGCUUGAUGGAUCUCUUGUAAAGUAAAAUAACAUGAGACAGCAAUUACUUUUCACACAGAAAGGUUCUAGUCCACGUGCUGUGUUUCGUGGAAUCUGGAGAAUCUCCCUCUGGCAUUUUCUCCAAUGGAGGUCGUUUGUUGUGGAGUAAUAAUGGGGCCAGCAAUCACAAGAUUCAGAACAACCGUGAUUCUUCCUCAGUUUUAGUUAGACUGGAGCUCUGAGGUCGAGCAUAAGUUCAAAUCAUCCGGCGCCUGCAUAUUUCUGGCUCCACAAUGCAGGUAUGCAAACAAACAAACAGCCCAUCGCUAUUACCUUCAUUUACGACGUAGGAUCACCUGAUAUGUGCUUGCCUUUGUACUGGAGUUCAGAUUUCAUAGUCGAGGAAACAGUUAAAGGAGACUUUCGGGGAUCUGGACAGGAAAAAGAUGGUGAAGUGUAUCAUAAGUUUGAAAUUCCAUUCGUUGCCCUCUUCCUGAACCACACUGCAUCGUGGUUUUCAGAAUAUUAGGUGUACUGAGCUUUGACUUGUAUAUCAUCAGGAUAGCUUAUGAAAACAAUCAUCUUUGGAAGUAGACAACUCAGAUGAUUCUCUGUAACCAUUUUCAUAGGGCUACUUUUUUUUGUCUUCACUUUACAUUCCCUCUGCCUCCGCCAAUAGGCUGUGAACUCGAAAUAGGAUCAAAUAAUUAGGUUAAGUGUCACUGUCCCUGUGUUUGUCUGUGUGCCGCAAUCUCUAGUAUUAUUCUCUCGCCCAACUUGUAUUUGUACUGAAUUUACUAAUAGGCAGAUUAUAUCUUUGUCAA